This is a messenger RNA of Olea europaea var. sylvestris, 1305 nucleotides long. RefSeq names its product Werner Syndrome-like exonuclease. Bases 70 to 927 code for a protein of 285 amino acids. Gene Ontology annotation, molecular function: 3'-5' exonuclease activity; nucleic acid binding. NCBI's taxonomy places the organism in Eukaryota, Viridiplantae, Streptophyta, Magnoliopsida, Lamiales, Oleaceae. Gene Ontology annotation, biological process: nucleobase-containing compound metabolic process. The record is from RefSeq and is a predicted model, not a curated record. The transcript has 4 exons.
GUCAAUAGUUUGAAUGUUCACUGGCCAAACAAAAAGCCCGCCUUCCGCUUCUUCAAACACGCUCCCAAAAUGGGAACGGAGCCCUCCAUUUCAGAUUCCGAUUGGGAUCGACCUUUCACGGACGAAGAACUUGAAGCCAUCGACGCUAUUUGCAGAUCCGCCACCACCAUCUCCUCCCCUUCAUCUUCCUCUACGCCAAUCAAGAAGCGCCACGUGCUGGAGUGCACCAACGACCAUGCCUCGACAGUGUCGCCUCCCAAGACCCGCCGCCGAUUGCCUGAAUCUCUAUUCACUUUCCGGAAAGAACCACACACAUCAUUCUCUUUUUCUCCUUGCUCUAGAAAUCGGUUUAAUUUUCGUAAUAAUACUGUUCGCUCUCCCUAUCAAGAUAUGAAAUUUGGAGGCCGAAUUGUAUAUAGCAGAACUGUUGAAGAGGUAGAGAAGGCUGCAGACGAGCUUCUUCAUUUCAUAGAAGCUAAGAAAAGUAAAGAGGGCAAGUGCAUCCUUGGUCUGGAUAUUGAGUGGAGACCCACUUUUAGAAAAGGUGUUGCACCUGGGAAGGCUGCGGUUUUGCAGAUUUGUGGAGACAAUAAUAAUUGCUAUGUGUUGCAUAUCAUUCAUUCUGGGAUACCUCAAAAACUGCGAUUUCUACUCGAGGACCCCACUUCUCUAAAGGUAGGCAUAGGCAUUGCGAAUGAUGCGGAUAAAGUUUUCCAAGAUCACAAUGUAUCUAUAAUGACUUUGGAAGAUCUUUCUAAUCUAGCCAAUUGGAAGCUCAGUGGGGUUGCAAAGAGGUGGAGCCUAGCAAGUCUAACUGAAAUGGUUAUCUGCAGACAGGUACUUAUAAGAUCCUCAUAUUACUUUCACUACCAUAUCAUAUGUAUUAUUCCUUGUCUUAAUUUCUGUCUUAAGUGCUGGGGUUUAUAAUUGUGGGUGAUCCACUUCUUGGAUUUUGAUUGGAAGGGGUAGACGUGGAAAAAGAAUCCUUUGCCAUCUCAAGUUGGUGAAAAUUCUGGAUAACCAAACAUGAAAAGAGAUACAUUUACAAUGUGAAGGAGUGAGAAGUUCAGAAACAAUACUGAGUUACAAGCAACGUGAAGUUCAUUAGAGAAUUUACUUUCUUUCUUAAAGGAUACAUCAGGAGUGCAUUCUUUUUGUCAUCUUUUGAGCAACAUCAAUCCAUUUCCUCUGUGCACAGAGCUCUAUUUAAGGGUCUGUCCCCUUAGUGCUCAUAUUGAGCCGGUUUGAGCCCCAUUUUUUUAGUCGAAUGCAUUUUGGAAUAGUAGAUUGAUGAAGAAUGUGUGA